Impatiens glandulifera is the source of this 1097-nucleotide messenger RNA. RefSeq lists its product as uncharacterized. The coding region runs from base 107 to 922 and encodes 271 amino acids. The transcript is spliced from 3 exons. Lineage: Eukaryota; Viridiplantae; Streptophyta; Magnoliopsida; Ericales; Balsaminaceae. The record is from RefSeq and is a predicted model, not a curated record.
GGGUUCUUGGUUCUCAAUCCACCAUCGGCCAACUUUUUCCUUCAAUUCUAUUAUACUGCUAUCGUAUUAUUAUAUCGUCACAGUAAGGUUAACGGUUGAGUUUAGAAUGGUUGGUAAUGGAAUCAGAAUGCGUGAUUCAUUCACGUUGAACAACACUAAUGUUUUUGCCGCGCUCACAACUUUGAGGAAGAAGAAGAAGAACAAGCCUAUCAAACUUAUCAAAGAUCAAGGUUCGUUGAAGAAGCAACAGGAGGAGGAGAAGAAUAAUCCGGAGCCGCAGGUUCUUUGGACCCUGACUCCAUUGAUCGCCGAGUCCUGGGCGGAUGUUGAAGAUGAUGACGAUUUUGAUUACUUUGCAUCUACAGCUCCUCCGCAAGUAGUCUGGGGUACUGCACCUGAUCUACAAUCCGACGAGAAGGAGAUCCCAGGGCUCUUAGAGGAAAGUGAAAGUGGGGAAGAAGAGGAAAAAGAUGUUGUUGAUGAAAAUGAAGAACAUAAACCUACUAAAGUAGUAUCCAGUGAGAAAGAACCAACCAUUACUGCAGUUCUUUUGCCAACAAAGGAUCCAAAUAGGCAGCUAUCCAAAAAGGAACUGAAGAAAAAAGGGCUUGCAGAACUAGAUGCUGUUCUUGCUGAAUUAGGGUACUACUCUAAGUCUGAAGCUAGUUGCCAAGAUGACCCAAAUGAUAAGAAGAUAGACAAAACCUCGAAACAACAUAAAAAGAAGGAUAAAGCAAUGAAAGAGGCAAAAGGUACAUCAUCGAUGAAGAAAGUUGCAUCAAUGAAGAAGAAGAAGAAAUCAAGCAAGGAAAUGGAUGUUGCUGCUAAAGCUGCAGCUAAUGAGGUCGCGGUUAGGAAUGCAAAGCUGGCAGCUGCGAAGAAAAAGAAGAAGAUUCACUACAACCAGCAGCCAUUGCGGUAAUUGUUGAUUUGUUUGUAAUUUGAUUGCAAAUAGAACAUUAGAAUUUGAUCAAUUGUGAAUUUGUGAUGGCAUAUGAAAACAUGGAGUAUUAUAUAACAAUAUCAUAUUGAAAAAUAUUACUAAAGAACAAAUUAUUUGUUAAACAAAUGGACAAAUUCAAAGGAAAUUCCCCUUC